Ilex paraguariensis (yerba mate) is the source of this 335-nucleotide messenger RNA. The record is from the annotation of a GenBank genome assembly. Lineage: Eukaryota; Viridiplantae; Streptophyta; Magnoliopsida; Aquifoliales; Aquifoliaceae.
UGGAGAUGCCCCCAUUGAAGCCAUUUGGCCUACUGAGAAUCACUAGUGCAAGGGAUGGUGGGCCAAGACCUCCUAAGAGCUUGAUUACUCCUAAAAGACUAGCUCUCUUGUGGCUUGGUCCUUUUCCCACCGUGCCUAAGGUCCCCAGGAAUCAAGGGGAGCUCGUAAUAGAGGCAAAUGGGAUCCCUGACGACAAUGGAGCUCCGGAUGACAAUGAAGAACUGAUGGUGGAAGGCCCAACUACUAGGAAGAGGAUAUGGGAAGAGGGAUCUUCUUCAUCAAGAAAGAGGCAUAGAGGAUCAGCCUCUGGCCCUUGUGACACGGUUGAACUCUGA